Messenger RNA from Leptonychotes weddellii (Weddell seal), 1217 nucleotides. RefSeq names its product ELOVL fatty acid elongase 3 (gene ELOVL3). Gene Ontology annotation, molecular function: fatty acid elongase activity. Gene Ontology annotation, cellular component: endoplasmic reticulum; endoplasmic reticulum membrane. Gene Ontology annotation, biological process: fatty acid elongation, monounsaturated fatty acid; sphingolipid biosynthetic process; fatty acid elongation, polyunsaturated fatty acid. The record is from RefSeq and is a predicted model, not a curated record. Lineage: Eukaryota; Metazoa; Chordata; Mammalia; Carnivora; Phocidae.
GAAGUCGUCCGACUGUGGCGCACGUGCCGGAAUCUGACGCUCCUCGCUUGCCGCGGAGUUCUUUGCCUGGGAGUUCCGCGUGCGUUUCGUCCUGCCCCAAAGUUCGCUCCAUCCUCGGUGCCCCAACCUCUUGCCCAGCUUCUCAAGCUCCGGACCUCGACGUCUGCAGAACGAAAUGGUCACAGCCAUGAAUGCCUCGGACGAAAUAGAGCAGAUAUUGCAGCCUUACAACUUCGAGCUGUUCCAGGACAUGAGGCCCCUUUUGGAGGAGUACUGGGCAACCUCAUUCCUCAUAGCUCUGGUCUACCUGCUACUCAUCUUUGUGGGGCAGAACUACAUGAAGGCACGGAAGGGCUUCAACCUGCAGGCGCCUCUAAUCCUUUGGUCCUUCUCCCUUGCACUCUUCAGUAUCCUGGGGGCACUGAGGACAUGGGGCCAUAUGGCUACCCUGCUACUUAAGGGGGACCUAAAGCAAACUGUGUGCUUCUCCAUCUUCAUCAGCACUCCCAUAAUCAGAUUCUGGUCCUGCCUCUUUGUUCUCAGCAAGAUCAUUGAACUUGGAGACACGGCCUUCAUCAUCCUGCGCAAGCGGCCGCUCAUCUUUGUGCACUGGUACCACCACAGCACAGUGCUAGUGUAUGCGAGCUUUGGAUACAAGAACAAGGUGCCUGCAGGCGGCUGGUUCAUGACCAUGAACUUUGGUGUGCAUGCCAUCAUGUACAUCUACUACACUCUGAGGGCUGCCAAAGUCAAGUCCCCCAAGUGGUUACCCAUGCUCAUCACCAGCCUGCAGAUCCUGCAGAUGUUUAUGGGAACCAUUGUUGGCUUCCUAACUUACAUCUGGAGACAGGAACAGGGAUGCCACACCACAAUGGAACACUUCUUCUGGUCCCUUGUCUUGUAUAUGACCUAUUUCAUCCUCUUUGUCCAUUUCUUCCACCAAAGCUACAUAGUGCCCAAAGUCAAAGCCAAGACCAAGAGUCAGUGAAGGGUUGGAGAAAAAGGAGCCCCAGGCUCUCUCCCUGCCAAGGCACCAAAGGGUUGAGCUUAGGUUUGGGAGAAUAAUUAAGAUGCCUUCCCUGCAUGGUUUUUCCCAUGGGAUCUGUGCCCCAAGGUGGCAGGAAGUUGUGUCAGCCGUGGGUGGGGUGUAAUCUAGUACUUUGAUGUUUCUGUUUUUAAUGUGAAGGCCAAGCAAGCCCUGGGAUGGGGGUAGAACU